Molecule: messenger RNA, 2178 nt
Organism: Vanessa tameamea
Lineage: Eukaryota; Metazoa; Arthropoda; Insecta; Lepidoptera; Nymphalidae
Product: serine protease HtrA-like
Exons: 6
Coding region: 442-1902 (486 amino acids)
Source: RefSeq, a predicted model, not a curated record
UAUUAAUUAUCAUUUAUAAACACUGAAAAUAUAUUUAAAAACGAAGAAAAAGGCUAAACAUAUUAUUUUACACUUUCACGAUUUAAAAUAUCGUUAUUAGAACAAAAUAAACACGAAAGGCAGUAAAACAUAAGAAUCAUACUUCUUUAAUUACGUUAUACCAUGAAGUAUAACCAUAUACCAAUCCAAAAUAUUUCAGAUACAAGAAAGUAGUAUUUAUAUUUGUAGCGAAAAGUAGUUUAAAGAGUUCUUCAUGUUUUGGGAUCAUGGAUACCGAAACGGACAUAUUAUGCAAGAAUUUGAGGAUAUAGAAAUACAUAAAACAAGCGUGUCCGUAUUUGUGGCGUUGUUUUACUUGGAAAUGUUGUAUAUUUUGAUUAUGACCUUGUCGAUUCUGAAUAGACUUAACCAGAACUUGUCAUCAUAAUAAAACUAAUUAAAAUGGUUGAAACAAUUCAAAUGAGAGUUGAAUGUCUAUAUUUACUAAAGGAAGGACAAAAUGAAAUUUAUGUAAAUAAUUGUCAACUUUUAAAACAACAUCAGAUAAAUGGAUUGAGAUUUCUUUUUAUGCUAUUUAAAAAGAACAAGCCAGGUGCAAUUGUAAAUUUUCCACGUCAUUGUGGCAAAUCCGUUACUGUUGCAUUAUUCUUAUAUGCAGUAAGAAAUAUAUUAGAGAAGCCUGUGUUAAUACUCUGUAAGAAUGAAAAUGAAAUGUGUAUAUGGAGAGAAAAUUUGUUAAAAUGGACUGAUUUUAAUAAUGAUGAUAUAAUAAUAGAAUCCUCAAAGGUAUUAAAAGGCAAAAAGAUCUUUAUCAAAAAUAUAGAUAACCUAGCAUCAUAUCAACAACACAGUUGGAGCAUUGUCAUAAUCAAAGAUGACUCAAUCAACAAGGAAAUAUCUCGGAUAUCUAAUGCUCAGUAUAAAAUAUGGAUUUCAUCUACUGAUAUGAAGAAGGAUCUUACUAUGAUGGCCUUUAUUUACGAUUGGCUGUAUCCAAAACUAAAGAUCAGUGUCAAGGAUUUUAUACCUAUUGGCAAUAACCCUAAAGAACAUUAUCUGAAGUCUAUAUAUCUAGAUACAUUUCUAGAGGAUUUUGCUAUAAGAGAAGAGAAUAUAAAACAAUUUGAUAAAACAAAGAAUUCUUUAACAUCAGAUUUAAUUACGAAUCAAAUAAAUGAAAAUAAAUCAAAGAAAACCAGAAAAAAUAAAGAUGACACAGGAACAAAAAUCAAAAGAUCGAGAAUAACUAUGGGCGAUGAUUUAAUGGAAAUGCCAAAUAAAAAUGAAUGUAUAGCAACCAUUCAUGAUACGAAAAAUAAAAACAUUGUGGUCAAUAAUGGUAAUGAACACAACGAAUUUAAAGUUAAUGAUACAUUAAUUAAAAAUUUAAGGAAUGAUAAAGUUAGAGAAUAUAAUAAACCUAACAUCGGUAACUCUAUUGAGUAUAGACAUAAUGCAAGUGAAGUUUUUACUGCAGACAUGGAAUAUGAUAUAAACACAACAAUGGAAAUAGAUUUUACUGAACCAAUGAGCUUCGGUAAUGCUAUUAAUGAAGUUGUUAAAAAUGAAAAUAAACAGGAGGAAAAUUCAACCAAACUAGCUAUAGAUUUAAAAAAUAAUCAGAUUGAUUUAGAAGUGGAAAUUAAAAAAGAUACUGUUGAAAAUACAGACAAGAAAGAAGAGGUUUUAGAUAAAUAUUUAAAUAUAUCACAGAGUAAACAAAACGUAAGUAAGGAAAAUUAUAAGGACAAUAUAGAAAAUGUAGGAACAACAGUAGAUGGAGAUAGGGCACAAUUAAACGAUUCUAUCCAAGGUCACAAAGACGUGGACACAAUGUUAUCAGAGUUAGAAGAGAGAACGCUGAAAAAAUUCAAAGGAUCGUUAUUAGAUAGCAUAUUUUAAUAAGUUCUUACUAAAUUAUAAAUCGAGUUAUAUAUUGAAAAAAUAUAUUUUAUUUCGCCAAUUUUAUACAUUUUUGUAUUAUUACUAUUAAUAGCUAUUUUAUAGUGGUAUAGAAGUAGCUUUAAGUGUUUUGUUUAUAAUAGUAUUCGUAUGAUUUGAGUUGUAUAAAUUAUUUUAUCUUGUCUUAAUCUAUCGCUUAAAUGUUACUAGCACAAUACUUAUUCAUGUCCGUAGCACAGAUAAUCUGUAUCGAAAUACACAAUGGAAAACUUAAAA